This is a messenger RNA of Gorilla gorilla gorilla (western lowland gorilla), 635 nucleotides long. RefSeq names its product transmembrane protein 239 (gene TMEM239). The record is from RefSeq and is a predicted model, not a curated record. Lineage: Eukaryota; Metazoa; Chordata; Mammalia; Primates; Hominidae. The coding region runs from base 35 to 622 and encodes 195 amino acids. The transcript has 2 exons.
CACAAAGGGGCUCCUCUGGGGAGGGUGGGGGUAGAUGAGAGUGGGGACUUGGAUCUGCCUGCCAGGCCGUCCUGGGCGCUGCAGGAAGAAACAUGACUUAGGUAACUGCCCAGAGGUCCCAGGCAUCUUCAAGGCCCUGGCCCUCUCCCCAGGUGCACCAGACGUGAUGCAGCAGCCGCGAGUGGAGACAGAUACCAUCGGGGCUGGCGAGGGGCCACAGCAGGCAGUGCCCUGGUCAGCCUGGGUCACGAGGCAUGGCUGGGUGCGCUGGUGGGUGAGCCACAUGCCCCCGAGCUGGAUCCAGUGGUGGAGCACCUCGAACUGGCGGCAACCGCUGCAGCGCCUGCUGUGGGGUCUGGAGGGGAUACUCUACCUGCUGCUGGCACUAAUGUUGUGCCAUGCACUCUUCACCACUGGCUCCUACCUGCUGAGCUCCUUGUGGCCUGUCGUGGCCGCGGUGUGGCGCCACCUGCUACCGGCUCUCCUGCUGCUGGUGCUCAGUGCUCUGCCUGCCCUCCUCUUCACGGCCUCCUUCCUGCUGCUCUUCUCCACACUGCUGAGCCUCGUGGGCCUCCUCACCUCCAUGACUCACCCAGGCUACACUCAGGAUUUGGAUCAAUAGAAGGGCAACCCCA